AUGCAGAAGACGUCCGGUCAACAGAAACGCAAAGGCGGUCAGAUCCGCUUCACCAACGAGCAGACCGACGCCCUCGAGCACAAAUUUGACGCCCACAAAUACCUCAAUCCCAGCGAGCGGAAGAAGCUGGCCAAGGCACUCUCGCUCUCCGAAAGACAGGUGAAGACGUGGUUCCAAAACCGUCGCGCGAAAUGGCGCCGGAUCCGGAAAGACGGGGAGGAGGAGGAUGAUCUCGGUGCCGGGAUGGGACAGCGUCCAGCUUUUCCCUCGGCCACCACCGCCUCCUCAUCACCAUUUCAGUUCACGACUACACCCUUCCAA
Mesorhabditis spiculigera is the source of this 321-nucleotide messenger RNA. The record is from the annotation of a GenBank genome assembly. Lineage: Eukaryota; Metazoa; Nematoda; Chromadorea; Rhabditida; Rhabditidae.